UUUGGUAACAGGCUGCACUAGGGGCCACAUGACAACCACCAGAGCAGAAAUGGAAAAUGUCAAGAAGGGAAUGCCUGGAGAAUAACCCUCUCCCUCUUCACCUUCUUCCACAUGUCAUUGGCCUACUCAAGAAUCUCUCCUGGUACUCAGCCCUUCACAGACUGACAGCAGCUGCACAAGCCUACAAUGACAACGUGGACCUUUCAGUGGACAAGUUCCCACUCAGUGAAGAGCACGAGGAACAAAGGAAACCUCUGCUCCAGAAGGACAACCCAUCUGCUCCAAGGAUGCCACACAAAUCGACCAAAGGAGUUCAGCUGAAGACAAAGAACCAGAAGCUCUUUCCCAUUGGCUCAUCAACCAGCAGCAUACAGGGAGACCACCCCCAGGGCAGGAGGAAGAAAGCCAUGAUGCAGAGCACAGAGUCAAUCCAGCCCAUGGUCUACUUCUCACCACGGAAGGUCCCUUCCGUCUCAGUGACAGAUAAGGAGAGCAGUUCUCUGUCUAGCAAGGAGAAGGAAUGUGCGCUCAGUGCAAAGCAGCUCCCAUCCACAAAGCCAGUCAUCAGAGCCUUCAGGAAAUCUCUGGAUACUACGAUUCCCAUGGUGUCACUCAUAGGACAGAAGAGUGCUCAGUCUAAAUAUGACUCCAAGUAUAUGUCCUACCUACCUACCACGGCUGAUAUGCAGCUUAGGAGAUUCUGGGGCAGUAGAUGCAGUAAUUAAAGGAAACA
Molecule: messenger RNA, 733 nt
Organism: Alligator mississippiensis (American alligator)
Lineage: Eukaryota; Metazoa; Chordata; Crocodylia; Alligatoridae
Product: lamin tail domain-containing protein 2-like
Exons: 4
Coding region: 57-725 (222 amino acids)
Source: RefSeq, a predicted model, not a curated record